CCAACUUCUAGGUUGCGGUAACUGGAUCACAAGUCUUCUCUCCUAUACUCCUGAAUCUGGACUGAAGGUGUUUUUCUUGGAUUCCGAAAUAGCCCUUGGAAAUGGCAGCAAUUUACAGUCUCUACAUCAUCAACAAAUCUGGCGGCUUGAUCUACUACAAGGAUUACGGGUCGGCCGGAAGGAUGGACACUAACGAUACCUUGAGGGUUGCGAGCUUGUGGCACUCGAUGCACGCCAUUUCUCAGCAGCUGUCGCCGGUAUCGGGCUGUUUCGGAAUCGAACUCCUUCAAGCUGACACCUUCGAUCUUAAUUGCUUCCAAUCACUCACUGGGACAAAGUUCUUUGUUGUCUCUGAGCCUGGGACACAGCACAUGGAAGGUCUCUUGAAACAUAUCUAUGAGUUGUACACGGAUUACGUCUUGAAGAAUCCCUUCUACGAGAUGGAGAUGCCUAUACGAUGCGAGCUCUUCGACAUCAACUUAACACAGGCUGUACAGAAGGAUCGUGUUGCAUUGUUGGCCCGAUGAUCUGCCUGAGAAUUUGUAUGGUAUCUGUGGUUUACAAUCAAUAUCUUUUGUAUGGUUUUAGCUCACCUUAACUUUGGUGUUGGUAAUCAAUCAGAUAUGGGCAUUGACUAACUCAAGUUUUAAUCCCAAAUCGCCGUGUAUUCAUUUCCAGUUAAAGAUAACAAAGGCUGUUAUGUGUU
Messenger RNA from Malus domestica (apple), 706 nucleotides. RefSeq lists its product as uncharacterized. Gene Ontology annotation, cellular component: TRAPP complex. Gene Ontology annotation, biological process: endoplasmic reticulum to Golgi vesicle-mediated transport. The record is from RefSeq and is a predicted model, not a curated record. Lineage: Eukaryota; Viridiplantae; Streptophyta; Magnoliopsida; Rosales; Rosaceae.